Hemicordylus capensis (graceful crag lizard) is the source of this 2498-nucleotide messenger RNA. RefSeq names its product nuclear factor 7, brain-like. The transcript is spliced from 5 exons. Gene Ontology annotation, molecular function: ubiquitin-protein transferase activity; zinc ion binding. Bases 176 to 1183 code for a protein of 335 amino acids. Lineage: Eukaryota; Metazoa; Chordata; Lepidosauria; Squamata; Cordylidae. The record is from RefSeq and is a predicted model, not a curated record. Gene Ontology annotation, biological process: protein ubiquitination.
GAGAAGCAGUCUCGAAACCGAAAGUAGAUUGCAUGCAUCAGCAACGUUGGCUAGGCGGAAGUGCUUUGGCAAGUGAAUUCUCCUGUCUCUGUAGUGUUUACUUUGCGGGUUGUGGCGUUGAGAGGGGCUCGCUGCCAAGUGCGCCCCAGCAACCUCACUUGAGCUUAGCAGGAGCAUGGCAUCCAGCCUAGCGGAAGAGCUGGUGUGCCCCAUUUGCCUGGCCAUCUUCCGGGAGCCGCAGAUGCUCGCCUGCGGCCACAAUUACUGCCUGUCUUGUUUGGAGAGCUGCGUCCCCAAAGGGAAGACGACGGGGACGUGUCCGGAAUGCCGCGGCCCCUUCAAGCUGAGAGAGCUCGCCUGCAAUCGAGCUCUGGCAAAUCUAGCCGCGAAAGCCCGCAAACUCAAGCUGGAGCCAGAGACCCUGCAGAGCGCUGCUACGGCAGGCUUCUGCGAGGAGCACGAGGAGCCCUUAAAACUCUUUUGCCGCCAGGAUCAGGUUCCCAUCUGUAUCAUCUGCCGAGAUCUGCCCCACCAUCGAGGACACGCCUUCUUGCCUACCAAAAACGCCGUGCAACAAGCCAAGGGGAAACUGAAACCAAUCCUAAAGCCUCUGAAGAGACAUCUAAAGGAGUCCUCUGAGGAUGAAUUGGCUCAACAGGAGGAAAUUGAAGAACUGGAGAGAUGCACUGAAAAUGUUUUGGGUCACAUUUCCAGUGGAUUUGCGGUUCUCCACCAAAUUUUGGACAAGAAGGAACAAGGCAUUAAGAAGACAGUACAGAAGAUGAGGAAGGAGAACCUCAAGGAGAUGGAGAGUUCCUUAAGCCUUCUGAAAGAGGAAGUGUCUUCGUGUACUGAGACCAUUGCCAAAGUCAAUUCAGCACUAGAAUCCACAGAUCAUAUUGCCUUUCUCAAGGGCUUGAAGGAACUGAUGGAAAAAAUUGAGGACAUUCUGCCUGGUGAGGUAGAAGAUGAGGACAAUGACGAAGAAGAAGAAAAUGAAAGUAGUGAGAUAUGGGAAGAUGUGGAGGAGGAGGAGGAGGAGGAGGAGGAGGAAGGUGAUGAGGAGGAGGAAGAGGAGGAGGUGAUAUCAGUGGACCCAGCCCUUAAGACAUUCAAGGAUUUACUAGACUUUGCAGCUUGGAAGAAAAUGUUGGAAGGUAUCAAGCCCAAGCACAUGAACUGAUUUCUCAUGGCAUUUCUUCAGUGAAUCACUAAAGGGAGCCAUGCCCUAUUUCAGAAGAAACUGCUUUCUUUCUGAUGCUCUGCUCAGUUGCUCUACUCAGCUCCACAUGAUGGCUUGAAAUUGCACUAUUGCACUAACAGUGCCUUGAUUAUUAUUUUUCCCCAUCUGCAUUCCUGCUGCUAAAGUUGCUGCAGUUCUUAUUUUAAUGCAGGGAGUUCUUGCUUUUGAAUGUUGUGGAGAAACCAUGAAACUGGAUGAAAACUUCAGUCCUAGUUGGAAAUGAAUGGUGGCAAUUAGGCCUGUGUGAAGCUGCAGCAAAUUCUGAAGCUCCUUGCAAGUCCCUUUCACCUUGGGAUGGGGUUGGUGGUGGACUUGGGUGGGACCUUUUAGGUAAACCUUAGGAUAAGGCACUUCUUGAAAUGUAGUCCAUCCUUUGACUACCUAAUGGAGAAGGCCCAGGGAUGGACUGCAUUUCCCAGACACCCCUGUGAUUUUCCUAUUAGUGCUUAGGGCAUGGGAUGAGCCUUAUCUUAAGGGCCCUACCCAAGUCAGAAACCUGGGGAGGCUUUCUGCCCCCCACAAUUCCCUGCAGGGGCAAAGGGACCUGCGGGAGCCUCAGAGUUUCCUGCACCUUUGUCUAGGCUCUGAAAUAUCUCCCUUGCAGAUGGGGCCAGUGCCAGGUACUGGGGUAAUCGAGGAUAUACCAAAGCCCACUUCCCAGCACAGAGCCAGUCUCCUAGCCUUGGUUCUGCUGCUGCUCCUCCACUAGCUCAGCUGACCUCGUUCUCUGACCUGGAGGCGGAGAGCGGGAAGGCAAGCAGUGAUGAUAGCAGCAGCAGGCACUCUCUUCUCCCCCCCCCCGCCACGCCCUUUGCUUUCCUACUCUCUCCCCCUGAACAGCAGUGGGGAAAAGAAAGCAAAUGCGCAACAGCUAGGGAUGGAGGAGGACGCCUAGCAGUAUCUUGCCAGGGACCUGCAAAAACCGAAGCCUGCACUGCCUACGAAUCUUAGUUCAUUGUUUGCAGACAAACUGCAUCAGUGUUAGCUGAAUGCUCUGUGGUCAUUUGAUAAAUAAAGCAUGUUAAAACAAAAUCAGUGUCGAGCAUUACAUCUGUAUCCCUCUUUCCCUCCAAGGAGCCCAGAAUGUUGUUGCGGUCUCAUCACAGGGAUACUGGCUCACCCAUGCGAGCACCUCCUUUGUUUUGUCUGCACCUGAUUACUGCUGGUUUCUUUUUAGUAAAUAGUUGAUUCAAGUUUGACAUGAUUUAUCAUUGGGACAACCUAUAAUCGAUGAAAUAAAACAAUUGAUAGCCCU